Molecule: messenger RNA, 7578 nt
Organism: Cottoperca gobio
Lineage: Eukaryota; Metazoa; Chordata; Actinopteri; Perciformes; Bovichtidae
Gene: klf13
Product: Kruppel like factor 13
Exons: 2
Coding region: 483-1277 (264 amino acids)
Biological process (GO): regulation of transcription by RNA polymerase II
Molecular function (GO): DNA-binding transcription factor activity, RNA polymerase II-specific; RNA polymerase II cis-regulatory region sequence-specific DNA binding
Source: RefSeq, a predicted model, not a curated record
UGCAUGGAGGCAACCUGUGGUGAAACUUCCAAGUAACUCGUGUUGUUCGGUGCAUUUGGGGACACGCUGUACCCAAUGAAUGAGCAGUUACUCUGACGAUACUGCCGAGCGCUGCCGGUCGACACGCCCCCAGCAUGGAUACAACCAGCAGGAACAGCCUGGCGCUCAGGAGACACUCACUAUGCUGGAGAGUGUUUGAAGCCGCGAUGGGAGUUAACACAUCCAACUUUGUAGAGGUCCUGUCACCAGCGUCGUUGCACUAAACAAAGACUUUGGGUUUCUUUAAUUUUUUUUCUCCGUGGUGGCUUGUCUGCAUUUUUGUCCGAGGCGUUUCUCUCACAGGAUGUUGAUGAUAUUGAAAAGCCGGGUAAGAUCAUAAAGUCAGUUCUCUCUGAUGAGAACGACCUCCUCCUCACCACCACCGCACAAAGGGAACCACGGAACAAGUUUUUUCUCACGCCAUCAUUUUAUUUUAUUUUUGAAUGUCAUUAAGAAGCAGAGGGGGCUGUUUCAAAGACAAAAUGGAUCACUUUGCUGCAGAGUGCCUUGUUUCAAUGUCCAGUCGUGCAAUUGUUCACGCUCCUAAAGGGAAUAGGGAGAUUAAACCAGAAACCCCGUCCUCCUCCAAGAACGGAGAGGAAAUUAAAGAACCUUUGGUGAAAGAUAACUCCUCUCUUUUUGUGGUUGCGCGGAUUCUGGCGGAUUUUAACCAACAGACUCCCAACAAUGUUGCCGAGCAGGCAAAAAUAAAGGAUGAGAGCAUGCCGAACCUCAUAGAUGAUGGAAACUCUGCCACACCUACCACCAUCUCCGAUCCUUCGCUCAAACAAAGAGGCAAAAGAUCGCGAGGUCGAACUGAGCAAGAAUCACCUCAGAAAAAGCACAAAUGCCACUAUUCAGGUUGUGAAAAAGUUUAUGGCAAAUCAUCCCACCUCAAAGCCCAUCUAAGGACACAUACAGGAGAACGGCCCUUUCCAUGUACCUGGCCCGACUGCAGUAAGAAGUUUGCCCGCUCUGAUGAGCUGGCCCGCCACUAUCGCACCCACACGGGGGAGAAGAAGUUUGGGUGCCCGCUUUGUGACAAGCGCUUCAUGCGCAGCGACCACCUCAUGAAGCACGCCCGGCGACACUCAGAUUUCCAGCCAGGCAUGCUGAAGAGACCCCAUGGCGGCAACGGUGGCAGCACCACACGUCCCAGCUCCCUCAGCGACUACAGCCGCUCGGAUGCCUCCAGCCCCACCCUCAGCCCCGCCCUCAGCCCAGCCAACUCGCCUUAAACUGAAACCCAGUCGCACUUUCUGCCUCUGACCUGCGAGGCCUGUGUUUUUGUCAUAACCCCCUCCCCUUUGCUAUUCCUGCGCUUGCUGUGGUGUACCAUACUGUACAUAACUGCUUAUUGUAGUGCAAUUACUUGUGAUCCUAAAAGAAGGUAAUGCCUUUCCCAAAUGGCAAUAUUUACAUUCUGUACCAUAUGUCUGUAUUUUUUUAGCUUCGGAUCAUGGCUAGUUGUCCAAUAUGUGUUCGCAGUCAGCUGAACAAGGUUUAGAAGAAAAAAUAACAGACACCCUGACAAGUCUUAUCAAAAAUGGGUUUUUCUUUGUUUUUUUUUUAACUGGUGAGGAGAAGGGGUUCACACACACCUCAGGAUUGAAGACAAUUGCUAUUUCUGUAAUACCACAGUACUUCACAGUACUCACAUUGACUGCACAAUAUACUCAUCACUUUACUCUGAAAAUUCAACAGGGGUUGAAUUUUACGCCCUGCUCAGGGAUGGCCUUGUUAGCUUGAAAGAAUGAACAUGGGGAAGAGAAACAUACAUUACAUAUAUAGCAGCCUUACACUCAACACAAUUUGCACUCUUUGUUUUUUUGUUGGUUUUCACGUCUCGAGAAAACUAGCCCUACGGUCAUGCGGUCAAUCGUACACAGAACGUGCUUUUGUUCUCGGAGGGUUCAUAUGUAAUGUAAUUGCUGUGUGUUAACAAAACAAUCCCCAAACCUCAACCUAAGUAAACUAAAUACAUCUGUUCCGCCACUGCAACGUUAAUAUUCAGUUGCCAUUACACUGGGUUAAAUAUGUAUUUCUUUAAACAGCGGUGUGCAGUAUAUACUGUGUAAAUCUGCAUUGUGGGAGGAUUAUAUUGGGUUAACAGUUUUUAUAAGUAUACUCAGUUGAAGAAACUUUAGAACCUUUAAAUAGAGACAGUUAAGUUUCAAAGCAGCUGUUUAUACUUUUUAAAGCGCUGUAUCAUCACCCAGUAUUUCACACAAAAUGGACACAAAGGGACUUUAGUUGAAACAAUGUUUAUCCCUCUCUGAAGCACAUAGGAAAAAGUACCAAAGACAAGAGUGAAUGAAAGCUUUCUAUUCAAUCUUGUAAGCCGCCCUUCAUUGAGGCCUGGGGCUAGUGGUUGGCAGUAUCACAGGUAGAACCAGACAGCCGGCUCACUUCCCUCCUCCUGGCUCCUCCUUUUGUGGCCUCCCUUGAGGAAACAGCUGCAUCCCACAAGAAGCUCUUCACAGCCCGCAGGAGGAGCGCUAACAUGCCAUUCCUGGGGAGUUCUCCCUCGCCCAUCUGGCUCUACCUGUCCUGUCAAAGAGUGGUUAAGCUCCAACUCUGCCAAAUUGCAUAAGGUGGCCUAACUUGGGUGGGGUCAAGUGUAGGUCAGAGUGUUGGGCAGAGCCGGGCUGUUCUGCGACAUGGACACAGAGUGAACAAAGCAGCUAUCUGCAACAGACAUGCAAGAGAGGGGAGGUCCUGAUAAAAAGAGGAGAGGUUUAUCAUGAGCUGAGCAGCACAGAGUAGGAGACACCCCCAUCUCCUUCUCCGACUCCCCUCCUCCCUCCAAACUGUAGAAACCGUGAGCAGAAAAAUGGCUGUAAUUAGUGGGUUGAUCCAACCUGUAGGAUAAGAGUAUAAAGAGAAGUGUAAGAACAACAGUACUACCUAGACAACGCUAGCAGUGUGGGUGGGACGCACCCAAUUCCAUCCUAAGCACAGGGAGAAAUCCUCUACUACUGCUGGAGAGUCAAAUUUCACAAUGCCAAGGAAAAUGUCGCUCCAAAUGUACGCUGAUAAACCAGAGCCCUCAAACAGCUGCUUUCAAACUUCUAUCUCGCAAAAAAAUGGGGGGGGGGACUUUUAAACUGUUGUAAAAACAUUUGAACCAAAACGAACAUAUCAGCAAAGUGCAGUUUCACCAGCCUCACAUCGUCCUCCCUGUGAAGCUCAGAUGUCCUGUGAGAAAGCUGACUUGUGUUUCUAGACAGACAUGCCUCAAUAAGUCAGGCAAAAGGCACAGUAAACCUUCCAUGGAAGCGGGCACCACUAUCAAAACUGCUGCAGCCCCGCCAGUCUGUGUUAUGCCUACAUUUUCUGUUAAUGCUUCAGCACUACGGCCGGAAAUAGUUUCAUCCAUGUAUUUGGUCCUGUCAGACCCCUCCAGACUGUUGUCAUCAUGAAUUACAUGUGCUAGCUUCAUUCUACCAACGACUCUCACCCUGUAGUCCCAUGCUUCACACUAUGCAUGUUAACAACUGCGCCUCGGAAGCGCAGAGGGUUUUUGAGGCGGUCCGGCAGGUGUUAAGUUCAUGAAUGGCCGUCCUUGUCCCUCGUUCUCCACAGCAGCCAUCUCUCUUUAAAGUUGUGAAGAAUCAGCUCUGUCACAUCCUCCAGAAAGAAAACAUCCCUUAUUUAGAUCGAAUGCAGUAGUUUCCUCAAAACACCACGUUAAAAAACCCUCUGUAAGAUGUUAAAAUAGUUUCCCGGCUGUAAAAUGACACUUUGAAUGCCACUGAUCAGCAGCUUUUUUUUUUUAAAGAAGCACUGAUAGGGUUUUACAUUUACCAUUUCUGGGGAAAAAAGCAACUUAGCAACUCAACUAGCUGUCGAGCUGCUUUUUGUGGUAUCUAUCCAUGACUCUCUUUUUGUUAUAGUUAAGUGUAACUUUGUCUUGCAAAAAAAACAAACAUUUCUGAGUAGCUCACCCUCAAGCAGGUUUCAUGAAUCAAUUAUUAAUCCAUAAUCUGCACAUUUACCUCAGGGUCGACAUCUGCAAAUCAGAUAUGGGACAGUUUGUGGAUUUUGUUGUAACAUCAGUUGCUGCACAGAAAUGUCUGCCAGCUUCCCCCCCCGGUGUUCCUGGGUGCUUGGUGCUCACUGCUGGUCAGUGUCCGACCACACUGGAAACACAGGAAUGCCUCCGUACGAACUCCUGCCUAUAAUGUCUUCAUAACAUCCUACAGUCUAUACUAUAUUGCGCCUUAGUAAGCACUGGGCACUCUGAAGCUCUUUUCAGUGAAACGCCCCUUUAAACACCGUUGACCCUUAGUGUCAGUGGACUUACAGUAGGCCACACAAAGCUCCUACCAUCUGAACAUAAACAGACUGUGACAGUAUAAGCAUCCCAAUCCAUCCAGACUGCACCAGUGACAUAUAGGCCUCCACAGGCAUGAGUGUUUCAUAACUUUUAUUCUCACUGUACCAAAUCUACUUGAAUAAUUCAACACAAAAGGCCAUUGAACACAGUUUUGUACAUGUCCAUUUUUACUGUACCUGCUUUUAUUGUCAAAUAAUUAUUGACCUCUCCGGAGAAAGAAAUGUCUGAUUUAUUUUAGUUUUUUUUACUAGAUUUUCCGUUGUCUUCAGGUCAUUUCAGCAACAUUUUCAGAUAUAUCACAGCAUUAUGGUUGACUGUUUUUGUAGGGCUGUUCAAAGGCUACAUAUUUUGUUGAAAAACAAACUAUUCAAUUCCUGUUAAUGGGGUUUACCCCUUUAAUCAGAAACUCUUAUUACUCUGUUGAUGUCAGGAUGCAGGUUAUUCUAGGUAGCCUGUUAUCCAAAAAGUCAGAAAACGAAAGGAUUGUUUGGGGUGACAAUAAGAAAAGGAAACCUCCUGACCUCGAUGUUCAACAAUUUCAGAUGGAGUGACUCAUUUUCUUUAUUCUUUUGAUUCUUUUUGAACGUUUUCCAUAAGAAUAGAGACCACAGCAUUGUGAGUUAGCAAUGUAGUCAUACUUUUUAUUAUUGCUUUUUUUGUCUCGUAUGAAAUGCUUGUAUAUUUUUUCAAAGAAAAUCAUACCUCUUGAAAUAUUGGACUUUUGUUGUACCUUCAUAUCUUUUGAAAACAUCCAUCAUGUAGCUUCUGUUUGCUUGAUGAGUAGCACAAAUAGUUUUAUUUGUCCCUACUUGAAUAAGGAAGGAAAGAAAAAAUAAUUUUUUCUGUAAAUAAAACAACAAGAAAACACUGGGCUACAUUUUAUAUAAGUAUCCCAUGUUGUCAGGGUCCUGCACAUCUUUGUAGAUUCAACAAGUAAUAUUUCCAGGAAAUAAUAAAACCUUAUUUUUUAUCAUUUUAUGUUACAAAAACACUUCUUCUCUACCGGGCUCAAUUUGUUAGUUUAGACAUUUAAAUAUGUGAGGGAUGAUGUCAGCUGUAAAUUACUUUAAAACUCCACUUCAGCAUUUUUUUAAUCCAACUUUACGAUUGUAAUCCCGGUAAGAUUACAGCUUUCAACAUCUGUCAGAGAAAAAAAGGACUUUAAACAAUGACUAAAUGGAAAUACAAGGUUUCUAUAAAAUGAAAACAUUGUAAUGUUUUUGGUAAUAUUUUUUCUGCUAAUUAUAAAAAAAUAUAUUACAUUGAAUUGGUUGUUGCAUAGUAUGUAAAGAACAUUAACAUUAAUCUUAUUUUUAAAAAUUCAUAUUAAUUACAUAAAUAUAUCACUGAUCAGAUCGUCUCAUCUUCAUGACUGGUCUCAGCGUACAAGCAUGAUCGACGCAAUUGUGUGCCAAAACUAUAAUGGUAACUUCAUAAAGAUACAAAAAUUGAGGGUAAAAAAACAAAACAACCUAGCUACUAUCAGACAUUUAACAGACUUGUACAGUUUUAUAAAGUGUGAUGUUUUUUAUGUAAUGUACAGGAUUUAAUGAAGCAACUCUGCAUAUUUGAUAUGCAAGUGCUCUAAGUUAAAUAUUUCUUUUCUGCUUUAUGUAAACAUUUUUGAUUGUGUAGCUUUGUUUUCAUUUGGUUCUUGUUAUUUAAUUUUUAUUUCUUUUUUUUUUUUUGCUGUACAAUACUCAAGCAAUGUAUAAUGGCUUAUUACAGGUAUUUUUUGACAUAAACAAUCUUAAUGACGCCCAACCAUUCCAAAGGAUUGAAAAUUGCAUUUGCUAUAAAUGUGCUGCUUACAUGGACCCGAUGCAUUUUUGUAGGUUAUGAAUAGAAGUCUGUCUUGACUGUGAGUUUUUACACGUUGUGAGUUGUGCACAAGGUACGUUUCUCAUUGUCAACAUUUCCCAGGUUAAAACUCUCCUUUCUCCUCUGCAGGCUCUUUGUGUAGGCUAAGCCAAUUGGAAUGAACAACAAACAUGCAAUAUUUGAAACUAUUAUAAUAUAUAAUAUAUAAAAGUUAAGGACACACAGAGCAUGUCUUCCCUCAUGACAAAGGCCUGUGGCUUGGCGGAUAAUGUUGUAAGAGGGGAGAGAGUGGUUCUUGAGCAGUGAGAAGGAGCUUUGAGUUCUCGCAGGUCAUCAGAGGCUCAACAGUUACAAGUUGUUACCAAAGGCUUUGAAGGGAAAGAUGAAUGUUGGAGUAAUUUUGAACCCAAACCAGUUUGGACCCCUGGGUUCAACUUUAUAUGCUGUAAAUGUUGAUCAAUGGAUGUUGUGCUUAAGGACCUUUUUCUACGUCUCAAAUAAGCAACUUUGUUUUCUUUCUUCUUUUUGUUUUGAAAAUGAACUUGAAUGAACAAAACCUGUUUGAUCAUACGAGCAAACUAAUUCUGACUGAGUAAAAAGACGAGAAACAAAAGAAACUGAGUUAGUAGGAACGUGCAGCGUAGCAGACCACAUCUGUCUGUACCCUUCACUGACCAUGUGGUCUUGCUUGACUGCCUGAACUGACGCUGUGUGGCGUUUGCUCUUUACUGUAGAAAUGCACACUGACAAAAAGUUGUUUGCUCAAGCUUUAGACAUAUUUACCCUUAAAGGAUAAGUGUGUUCUAGGUUAUGUAGCACGGUGCUGUGAAUGACCUCCCUUUAAUUACAAAGAGAGAGCCUCUCACCAGCCUUUUGGUUCUGUUUCCUUUACCCGUUUGUCCUCAGUGUACCUCCUCAGUGUAAUGUUGCUCUCUUGAUACCUCUGUGUGUUUUCCCUCUGCCCAUCACCAUCAGUUGCCUGUUGUAGUGACUCCAUGGUGCUGCUUCCCCUUUCAGCACCAGUAUAAUCUAAUCUGUAAAUAACUCUCGACUCAGCUAUGGCCAGUACAUUCUCCUAUGACCUCACUCUAACCUUCAGGUGUCAUUUUGUUUUUUUCUCUCAGCAAACCAAAAUCACUACAUUCAAGUAUUACAGUUGUACAGUUCCUUGGAUUCCUCACGCAUUCAAUGUGCUGGUCUUAGCUGCUCUGCUGUACCUUUUUAUGGCAUUAUUUUUUACAUGUUAGACAAUAUAUUGUGACCAUGUCCUAUGCAAAUAUGAAAAAUAACAGAUUGUUGGAUAAUGUAUGUUGUCAUAACUUGUAUGCAUGAAAUAGUGAAGUUUACAUUUGGAAAUAAAUUCAUAAAAUAAGCAGCUA